GUGAAAAUGGCGUACAAUGAUGAGGACUUGUGUACAAAUCACGCAGAUUUUGCUGUAAUAUGUUCAUUUAUCGACAAAUUUGGGGAGAAGUUAGGUUUAACUCUUCCCAACAUAGGCGAGCUUCAAACUUUAUUAGAAGACACAGAUAACGUCAGUCCUAUCUUGGGACAAACUGUAAGUCAGCUGUUACGACGUAUCAACAAAUCUGUAAAAACUGAUCGCUGGGAGCGAGGUUUGCAACGUUUUGCUCACUCCUACUCUCAUCAAGAUGGGUGGGAACUUGAACGGUUUGGCUUUAAAAAAGCCAAACUCGAGUGCAAGAUUCGUGUUCUUAAGAAUCUUAUGGAAGCUCAGUUUGAUAUGUACAAGAGUUUCAAAGAUAAAGUAAAUCUAAUAUCAGCAAAAGAGCUUCGCCUUCAGCCUUACGGCCGUGACAAGAAGGGAGUUUCGUACUGGUGCCAGUUAGAUGACUGCGCAAAUCUCCGUGUUUACUGUGAUGAUCAAGAUGAAGAAACUUGGACGCUUGUUGCAAGCUCAAGAGAUGAACUUGUGGCGCUCAUCGCAGAACUGGAUUCAGAGACUCCCCCAGGAGCCAGCAGAGAAAUGUCAGUUGAUGGAAGUCGUAGUGGAACAGCUACACCCAUGGGACUGAGUGAAGCACCCACGCCUGUAGACAGCAAGGCUGCCACUCCAGUUGCUAGUGGGCGAACUUCACCCAUCCUAGAUACGGGCCAGGACAAGGAAAAUGACCAGAUUGACAAACCCGAAGAGAAAAUCAAGCCGAAGGUUGUGGAAGUUGAGAAGAUUAAGGAGAAACUAGAGGGAGAGAAAACAAAGUUAGUGAGUGAAGAAGGUGGAGAACCACACAACAAAGUGGAGAAGGAGAUAAAGAAAGAAAUUGUGCCAGAGGGCAAAACGGAAACCAUCUGUGAGGAGAAGAAAGAAUCUGUGGAGGAGAAGGUGGAAGAAAAGGUUAAAAAGGAGGAAGAGAAGCAUGAUUUGAAAGGAGAAGGCAGAGAUGAAGCAAAAUUACAGAAAGGAAAAAUUGAACAGAAAACUGAAGAAAAGCCACAGGAGAAAGAAAGAAAGGAUUCAUCUGAAAGUAAAGUAAAAGAACCCUUACAGGAAGACCGAGAACAAGAGAGGUUGCAGAAAGAUAAAACUAAAGAAAAGGUAAUAGAAGUAGCUGAGAAGUCAAAAGAUUUGCCAAAGGAAGGAAGGGAAGUGAUAUUGAAGGAGAAUGUAAAGGAAGAAGACAGAAAGACAUCCUUGCAAGAGGAGAGGGCAAAGGAAAUCGUAAAAGAAGAGAAGACAAAGGAAAUUGUAAAAGAAGAGAAGACAAAGGAAAUCGUAAAAGAAGAAAAGACAAAGGAAACUUCACAAGAGGAAAAAAUGAAGGAAACAUUACAAGUGGAAAAGAAAAUAGAAACAUCAAAAGAAGAGAAAGCAGAUGAAACUUUACAGAGAGAGAAGCCAAAGGAGACAUUGAAAGUUGCGAAAACAGAUGAGAAAUUGUCUGAGGAAAAACCAGCAGACUUGGCAAUUUCAAAACUUGAUGCUGAAAAGGGAAAAGUUAACAUAAAAGAUGAAAAGGUUGUAGCUGUUGAAGAAAGUAAAUCAUCAGGAAAGCAAGUAAGCAAAGAAGAAAAUGUGACAGAGAAGGCUGAGAAGAACAUUAAAAAGGAAGGAGUUGAUGACAGGCUCUCAAAGCCGGAGGAGACUGAAACACAAAAGAAAGACAGUCUACCUCACACUCAGAAGGAAACAGUUCAUGUGGAAGCAAAACCUAUGGUGAAGUCAGGGGAGCAAGACAAGAAAACUGAAGGAGAACUGGUAAAGAAAACAGAAGGAGAACCAUUCAAGAAAACGGAAGGAGAACCAGUAAAGAAAACGGAAGGAGAACCAGUAAAGAAAACAGAAGAACCAGAAAAGAAAACUGAAAGAGAACAAGAAAAGAAAACUGAGAGAGAACAAGAAAAGAAAACUGAAGAACAAGACAAGAAAACUGAAAGAGUACAAGAAAAGAAAAUGGAAGAACAAGACAAGAAAACUGAAAGAGAACAAGAAAAGAAAACUGAAGGUGAACCAGGAAAGAAAACAGAAGAAAAGACACCUCCUCUGCCAAUGCCUGUUAAACCUGAAGUUAGUGUCUCCUCUCUUUGUGAAGAUAUAAAAGCAAAGAAAGACAAAUUGGAAAAAGAGAAAAAUCUGCAGGAGGAAGAGAGAGACAGAGGAAAGUUUGGGUUCAGUGAAAAGUUUGAGGUUAAGAAAAAAGAGAGUGUGUGGGACAAGUUGAACAAAAUGAAAGAAGUUAAGGAGGAAGCAAAGGAACUCCAUAAAAGAGGAGUAGAAACAUCCAAAAAGGAAGUGCCUGAGAGCAAAGAUCUGAUUGGAGGCUAUAAGCCCAGUGUGGCAAAACCUGGAUCUGACGUGCAAAAGGUAAUACCCGAGAAGGACAAGAGUUCAGAGGCCAUGAAAGAGGAGAAGGAAAGUUCUCAAAUGGCUAAACCGAACACAGACAAAUCCUCAAUCAAGGUUAGUGAAUCUUUACCAAAACUUGGAGAUAAGCCAGCAACUGCUUCAAGUGGUGAGAAAUUGACUGAAGGACUCAAAGGCACAAUGCAGGAGUCCCUGAAGCCAUCUAGUGUAAGUACCAUUGUCAGUCCUUCAACUGUGCUAUUAAACACUCCCUCCAGUACCUUACAAGCUGAUAAUACUAUUACUGCAUCCUUGAAAAAACCACUAGCUGUUUCUCCAACAAGAGAUGAAAGUACUCAUGAGCCUCCACAAAAGAAAUUAAAGGUGGAAGAUAUUAAACCUCUUGAAUCUCAGAAAAGUCCUCCCAUUGAGGAGCACAAAAACGUAACUCAGAUCUGUGAAUCAGUAGGUAAAGGGGGACAACUUUUAAGUAAGCCAGAUUCUGCACCCAGCAGUACACAGUCUGAGGUUAAGCUUAGUGUGAAAUCAGAAACAAGUGGAAGUAGCCAAGGUAAACAAAUACCUUUUGAUAAGGAUUCUGAUAAAAUAAAAAAUGCUACUGAGCCAUUAAAAAGUGAAAAUCUAGUUGUAGAUACAAAGAAAGUUCAUUCUGAUACAGACAAAAGUCUGUGCAAGCCAGUUCAAAAUAUUAAUUCUGAAAGUGCAAAAGUAGAUCAGGAAAAGGUAGAUACAAAUAUUCCAAGUGCAAGUAACACAUCACAUUUGAAAGAUGAAACUAAGAAAAGCAAUGAAGAAGGUACUAAAUGCAUACCAGUGUUGGAGGGAAGUAAAAGUGAAGGGAAGAAAGAUUUAGUUGCAGAAGAAAAAAUGGAAGUAGAGCCAUCCAGUUCAGACAAAGAAAGAAAGACCACCAAUGUAUCUCCUGAAACUGACACAGGUGCUUUACCAGCAAAGGAUGAAAAAAUGGAGGUGGAAUCAUCAAGUGAGCCCAAACCUUGUGAACCUCCAGACAAAACUGGAGUUCAUGAUGAAAAGAAAUCAACUCAUGAAGACUCAAAGAUGGAAGUUGAUGAGGCAGUCCCAAAGGAGCAGCCAUCAGAGAAAGACUCAGCUAGUGAUGCAAAAAUGGAUGUUGACAAGAAACCAAGCGAUUCAACAGAUAAAAACAGUGCAAAACCCAUAGGACCAGAACCUGAAGUAGGGGAAGCAAUCACAGAACCUGUCAUGUUGGUGAAGGGGGAUGGUGAAGGUGCUGCUUGUGAGGCAGGAAACCCACUGCUGGACAGUGAUAUUGAAUGUCACACAGACUCUUCAAAGCCUUGGUGGGAGUGUUUUAGUAGAAGUGAUAGUUCAGGUGAUAGUGUAGGGGAAGCUGUAACAGAAGAAAUUAUGUAUUUCUGGGGAGAGGGCAAUGGUGCUGAUUGUGAUGCUGGAAAUAAUGGUGAUGAAACCGAAACUAAUUCUGAUGCAAAGCAAGCUGACAGUGGGGGCAGUAGUGCAGCUGUUACAGCAGAAAGUCAAGGAAACCCAACACCAAGUGAAAUAAAACCACAAAAGGAGGUUGAUAGUUUAAGACCUGACAAUGAAGCAAAAGUAGUUGAUGGAGUUCCAGACAGUGAUGAAACAAAAGUGAAUGGAAUAAGAACUAUAGACUCAACAGAAAAAACAGAGAAAAGUUUAAGUAUGCCUGAAAAAACAGGGGAAUUGGUUGAGAAACAUAGUAGUGUUAAUGGUAAGAAAACGAAGGAGAACAGUGAUGAGUGCAAUGAUAGAGAUAAGAGUGAAGUGGAUGCAGUAAAUGAUAAAGAUAAAGAAGAAGUAGUAGAGGAAAAAACUAAAUCAGAAUCAAUUGAGAAUGAAGAUAAGCUUUUGACAAAUGACAAAGAUGAUGAAGAGAAAGAAAAUGCUGAGGAGACAAAUGACACAGAAAAUGUCAGCAUAGAAAAAAAGGAAGUAGCAAAGGAGGAGGAGGAUGAAUCGUCUAUAAAAGAGGAAGAGAAAAAGGACAGUGAAAGUGAAGACGAAGAUGAAGAAGAAGAAGAAGAAGAAUCCAAACCAGUUAAAAGAGGCCGCGGCCGGCCUUUCGGCACUCACAAAAAACGUCCGAAAGGCAGAGGAAGGCCAGUGAGGAAGGCAACUGACCCAGAAGCCCAAGGGAGUGAUGGUGAAAUUGAAGAAGAAAAGGAAGGGGAAGUAGACAAUGAUGGAGAUGAGGAAGAAGACAAAUCACCAAGCAAAAAGAGAAGACAACGAGGGAAAGGCAGCACCGCACGGCCAUUGCCUGAUGUUCCUAGACAGAGGUCAGCACGUAUUGCAAAGAUAAGAGAGAAAGAGGAAAUGGAGAGAAGAGAGCUGGAAGCUCAACGAAUGAAACAGCUGGCAGAAGAAAAUCGGCUGAAGGAGCUCAAGAGGAAAGCCAGAGAAGAGAGACGAUCACUAAGGGAGCUGAAGAAAGGAAGGCGGGAAAGGAAAGAGAAAAAGGAUAGAGAAAAAAAGAAAAAGAAAAAGAAAAAGCGGGGAAAGAAGAAAAGAGCUCAUCCAAAUGAUCCGUGGGAAAACUCCUCAACUUCAUCCAGUUCAAGUACUGAGGAAGAGGAAGAAUAUGACCUUGAAGAUGAAGAAGAUGAAAAUCUUGUGUUCAAGAGUGACCAUGAAUUUUCUCCAGAAUCAGAUGUUGAAGAGGCUGAUGCUCAGCCAAUUAAAAGAGCAAGAACAGCAAAGAAAGUCACAAGUGAAAGUGAAGUUGAGGACCAACCAGAGGAGGAAGAAGAGGAUGAAGAGGAAGAGGAGGAAGACCAAACCCAAUGUACAAAAUGUGGCCAUGAUGAUCAUCCCGAGACCAUCUUACUCUGUGACAAUUGUGACGCAGGCUGGCAUCUUUCCUGUCUCCGCCCACCUCUUCUUAGCGUUCCCGAAGGGGACUGGAUUUGCCCCUCUUGUGAACAUGUUCUGCUCGUCAGCAAGCUGAAAAACCUCCUAAAUGAAUUUGAUGAGUGCCAGAAACGGGCUCACAAUGAAGAAUUAAGAAGACAGAGACUUGCAUAUGUCAGUGUUUCAAUGUCUAACGUCCUGCCUGAGGAUAAGAAGAAAAAGAAGAAGCGGGCAGAGGACGGGGAAGAGGAUGACGAGGACGAUGAGUCCGGAAGCGAAUCGGAUUCAGAUGAAUCAGACAGUGAAAGUGAUGAUGACAGUAGUUCAUCUAGUGAGAGUUCAUCAGGAUCCUCAGCUCCUCUUUACACUUUAAGAGCCCGCAGUGCUCGAACCUUAAGGGAACAGGUUGAGGACUUUGAUGAAAUGAUAAAUGAAGCCAUCAGGGAUGAAAUGGAAGCAGCAGCAGGAGCAGGGAAUGCGGGCAGAGGGAAAGACAUCGACAACAUCAUCCAAGCAAACGAUGAAGAGAUGAUGGAAACAGAAGAAGCAGUCAUGGAUGAAGACGUGAAAGAUGAAGCAGAGUGGGAGGGUAGAGAAUGCGUGGAUGGCCAUGGGAAGGUGAAAGAGGGGGGAGAAGAUGAGGAAAACGAGAAUGAGGAAAGUAAGCAAGAUGAAGAGGAAGAUGGAGAAGAAGAUAGGCUGAAGGAAGAAGAAGAAGAGGAGGAUGAGGAGGAUGUUGCUCCUAAGAGAAAGAAGGCCAAACCACCACCAUCAUCAGAUCAUGAUGGUAGUGGCAAUGAUGAGGACUAUCAUGAGAGUGAUGAGCAAAAUGAAGAGGAUUCAGACUCAGACGACAUGAAAAAUGUAAGAAAACGAGGGAGGAAAAUGUCAAACUUAGUAGUAAAGAAGAAGCGACGGCUAACAGACUUAGAUGCUGUUGAUGAAGAUGAUGCCAGUGAUGAAGACUUCAUAAAUACAAGGUAAGAGGAGGAGGAGACCGAGGAGUCCGUGGAAUCAUCAUCAUCUUUGGCAACGGAGGUGGAGAGUGAUGACUCAGAUGUUGUUGGUUCAAAGAGAAGACGUAGCAGUAGAUGGGAGAACUUGCCACUGCGUCGUUCUGCUCGUAAUCGACGAGGUGGAGAUGAUUAUGAUAGUGAAAUGGAUGAAAGAGUUUCUAAAAAACAGAAGAACAAAAAGAAGAAGAGACGAAAACAGAGUUCCAGUGAAGAAGACGAGGACGAACUUAGUUCAGAUAGUGACAGAAGUUAUAGAAGGAGAAAGAAAGUAAGGAAGAGACCCCAGCCAAAAGUCAAAGGUCGCAGAGGUUCAAAUAAAGCCAGAGGUGGAAGGAAAAAUGCAAAGUCUAAACAGAAACAGAAAGCUAAAACCCCAACAGGAGAUGAUAAAGAAAAGAAACCAAGAAUAAAGUACUCAAAACCACCCAAGCCAAAAGACGAAGAUCAAGAAGAAGAAACUCUUGCUCAGCGAAGAGUGACAAGGGGACGACAAGUGAACUACUAUGAUGCUCUCCUGAUGUCAGACGAAACAGAAGAGGAAGAGCCCCAAAAGAAAUGGAGAGGGAAGGUGAUGAAAGGAGAACGUGUCCCAACAGAGAGCAGUGAAUACGAAGCUUCCGACGAUGAAAGAAUGAAACGCCGAGGAGUCAGUGGCGGUCUUGGUCGGGGCAAAGUCAUGAAGGGAGAGGAAGAGGAUGAGGAGAAUAAGUCAAAUAAAGGAAAAAAGAAAAGAGGUCGACCAAAGAAGGAUGAAUUAAUUGGAAAGCCUUCUCCGACUAGACCAUCCACGAUCCAACCAACACCAGUUACUACUGUAGCAUCAGCAACAUUGGUACCCUCUGCUCCAGCUGCUCCAGCUGCUCCAGCAGUUCCAUCUGCUCAAGCAGCUCCAUCUGUUCCAGCUGCCCCAGCUGUACCAUCUAUACCAUCUGUACCUGCUGCUGCCUCUCCUAUUCACCACACUCCAGAACCUGUGGCAUCUGGCACCCCACCUCCUACAAACCCAGCUACUUUACAAACUAACACAGCUUUGCCAACUACCAUAGCAGUUUCUGCAAACAUUGUUGCUGCAGCUAUGGGAAGCAAUGCAGCUCCAGUUAAUUUAGGAAAUAAUAGUCCUGGUCAUCAACAACCUUUAGGUAAAUGGUCUCCUCAUUUGUCUGGCGUCAGUGGUGCUCCGGGGACACCUCCUAGGUCAGGGAUGGGUCCCUCUCCUGGUGCAGGAACACCACCAACCCUCCCUGGUUUGUCUGGGGCUCCUGUUACAGCUUCACCGCCACCACCCUACAGAUCCUCACCUUUGCCAUUAACCCCUAGUGGACCAGGACUACCUCCUGGUAGCACAGCACCUAGUAAUAUGCCCCCAGUUGGACCCCCUACAUCAACAGUGGUUCACUCACCAGGUUAUCCACCAUACAGACCUUCAGAACACUUCCCAGCUCAUCCAGCCUUCUCUGGAUAUCCUCCACCUGGCAGACAUUCUCCUAGUCCACAUGGGGUACCUUCAAGACACCCAGCACAUUUACCACCUGGACAUUCUCUUCCUCGCAUGUCUGCUGGUGCAUACGCCCCGCCACCACACCCUAGUGGUCCGGGUCCAUAUCCCCCAAGAGGUGUUCCACCUCACCCAGGCGUAUUGCGAGGACCACCACAUGACUUAUACAGACCACCACCAUCUGGUCACCCUGGCCAUGGAUCACCAAGUCAUCCUGGCCAUCCCCAUCUUGUGAUGAAAUCUAGCUAUCCUGGUUUAGAACCAUUACCCUAUGCUGGAUCCCCUGGCCCGAGUCCAGGUCCCAUUGGGCUUCACCAGGGAGCCCAGGGUUCACCAGCUCGGCAGUCGCCCAGUGAUGACAGCAAGGACGAAAGCCUGUCUUCUAAAGGGCCUGGGGAAUUCAGUAGUGGCUUAAUGUCCUACUUUUCUAGCCAGCGUGAUGAUGAUGUUGAGUAAUGUGGAUCAUUUCAGCUUAGAAUGGCAACUCUUCUCGGCAGUUUCAUGGAGGACAUGUAUUUACUCCCUAAUAUUUUUGUAUUCUCAUUUUUGUAAGGUCUCGAGCAAUGGCGCAUAUUUCAUGUUUCAUGUUGACUUAUUCUCAUUCAUAAUGGGUACUGACAGCAGUAACAAAAUUUAUUCUGUGCAUCUUACUUUCCUGAUCAGAUUUAUGAAUUUUGUUGUUUUUGGGUUGAAGCACAAAUUGGGUUCGUGCUGUUGUGGUUUUGAGACCAGACAUUUUACCUGAAGUAAAUUAUUAGUAAAGUGCAGAGAUAUUUUAGAUAUGAUUUUUUUGUGUCUUGUAUGUGUUGUAGUGCUGUACAUAGGAAGCUUUUUGUAUUUCCUUCAAAGGAUUCUGUAAAAUAAUGUGCAAAGUUACAAAGCUAUAAUAAAACUAGGAGAUAA
Messenger RNA from Penaeus indicus, 8724 nucleotides. RefSeq lists its product as uncharacterized. The transcript is spliced from 19 exons. Lineage: Eukaryota; Metazoa; Arthropoda; Malacostraca; Decapoda; Penaeidae. The record is from RefSeq and is a predicted model, not a curated record. Gene Ontology annotation, molecular function: DNA binding. Gene Ontology annotation, biological process: regulation of DNA-templated transcription. Gene Ontology annotation, cellular component: RSF complex.